Molecule: messenger RNA, 1764 nt
Organism: Trematosphaeria pertusa
Lineage: Eukaryota; Fungi; Ascomycota; Dothideomycetes; Pleosporales; Trematosphaeriaceae
Exons: 2
Coding region: 1-1764 (587 amino acids)
Source: RefSeq, a predicted model, not a curated record
AUGGAUCAAUCUCAGGAAGAGACCGUGCCGGACUACACCUUAUACAAACUGGAGCGCCACGCACGGCGAAAGUCCCAGCAAGAGAACGAAACAUGGUCUGAUGAAGCCAUGGUGAGGUGUAGUCAGGAGGAACCCUUGCAUCAUGAUAGUAUGAGAAGAUCCUCGAGCAUCUCAGGCUCAGAUGCGAGCCCGAACGCGCAGCGGCCCAAAGGUAUCUUAAAACCUCCAACCGUACGCUUCAAGGUCAGCGAGGAGGCCAAGGAUCACGAAGAAUUUAGCCCUCCUCUGUUCCCUCCCCCCCCACCACCACCUCUUCCCCCAAAUUCACGUGGAUUUGCGGGACCCAGACCGGUUCUGUAUGACACGAUGCAGCCACUUCCACCAGGGCCACCGCAAGGAUUAAAUCUCUUAGCUUCAGGACCUGAAGGCGCUCCUAGGAUCGACCCCGCUGCAUAUUCGCUAUACAUAAAGUUUUUCGACGAGCUGGACGAAUUCGUCUCCAUGCAAGGAAACGUGAUCAAGUCUCGUGUUCAGGUGCAAGAAAGAAGAACGAAGCUAAAACUCUGCCGAGAGAACGUCUCUAGGUGUGACAUCGAAUUCAUGGACUAUCUUCGGCAAUGUAGAGCGAAGGGGGCCAUGUUUGAUGAUCCAAAAUUGAAGAAGUUGUUCGAUGCGUCGCAAGCAGCGCGUGACGAAGUUGGUCCAGAGGAGGACGACUACGAAGGCCUAGAGAACAAGCUCGGAGCAGAGGAAUUUGCCUUGAAGGAGAAGUAUAAUGCUUUGGAAACCCGAUUCGAAAACUUCUUCAAGCUGCGGGCAACGUCGACCACCAAUCAAACGAUCCCUUCCACCAUUGAGUUCGAGCCAUCGUCAGCUGCGUCAGAAUCCGAAAGACGUCUAAGAGAAGAGGAGGAACCGAGGCAAUAUAGUCUGUUUCAGGGUGCCUUCGUCGGCGCCAAUGUCAAGAUUGGUCAGCUCCCUUUAGCGGGAUCUCCGGACGGUUUCGGUGAUGCCGUGCGAGGAAUGAAGUCAUUGGUUUCACCGGUAGAUAGAAUACCCCCUAGCGGCCCACAGAUGUCUUCCGACUCCCCCGAGGCCGGCAGACGGAACGCCAGCAUAUCAAGCAACGCUCCGGCCGAAGGGGAGCUUCAGUUCCCCCGAGAUCUUUUCGAUUCGGCACCGGAGACCGCAGAAGGGUUUGUUCCAGAAUCCGAAUCGACCGAGACAAGAAUGAAUUUCAGCCUUAGUGGUCUGGGGGAUCUCACUCCUAUUGCCGAAGACUACGAACGCCUUUUGGACGAUCUCGAUGUGGAGUAUUCAUUCGGCGAUGGAGAUAGCCUUUUACUUCUCGGCACCGAUAGCGAUACCCAGUCCACGCUGAGCGAUUACCUUAUUCAAUUCGAAAGCACCAGAAAUCGCGUGAAUAGGUGGCUUCUUCACAAGCUUCGAGUGUCACCACUUGAGGUUUUUGAGUUUCGCAGACAGGUAUUGGAAUCAUCGGAACGGAUUCCAGACUGGGCAAAUCUGGCUCUCCGCCUUUGGGAAGGGGAUAGCACGGAGAUUGAACCUCAGGAUGCGACUCAUUCAUUUCAAAAUGCUGCGGCUCCUUAUCCUAGUACCAAAGACCUUCCUAGGCGACACCGAUGGCGGAAAAAGGCACGACACUCUCCAGGCGCGAACAAAGCGACCCUGGCCGCUGUACAUGAUAGCGAUCAUGGUCUAAUUGCAUUUGAUCCUGCGACCCAGCGCUACGAAGCCAUAUGA